Messenger RNA from Lucilia sericata (common green bottle fly), 3450 nucleotides. It is a transcript of the gene myd, whose product is annotated as 45 kDa calcium-binding protein. Gene Ontology annotation, biological process: calcium-ion regulated exocytosis. The transcript has 5 exons. Gene Ontology annotation, cellular component: endoplasmic reticulum. The record is from RefSeq and is a predicted model, not a curated record. The coding region runs from base 1418 to 2704 and encodes 428 amino acids. NCBI's taxonomy places the organism in Eukaryota, Metazoa, Arthropoda, Insecta, Diptera, Calliphoridae. Gene Ontology annotation, molecular function: calcium ion binding.
ACAGUUUCGGUUAUAAGGCCCACAGUAAUGCACGCGUUACCGGUAUAUUGAAGUUUUUUAGUGAGAAACAAAAAAUAACAAUUAAAAACGAAAAAAAUUUAAAUAAAUUAAUAAGCGUAAGAAAAAAAUAAACAAAUGAAACAAAGAAAGAAAAGCUAAUACAAUACCCAACGGAGUGCAAUUAUAAUUAUAACGGUAAUUAAUGAUAUAAAAGAAAUAAAAAUAAUGUUUAAAAUAAAUAAUAAUAAAAGUUAGAAAUGAAUGAAUACAUUUUAAAUCACGCUUGUACUGUAAUAAAGAAAUUUAUUUUUAUUAAUAUUUUGUUGUAUUGAUUUUCUUUGGGGAAUAAACACCCAAAUCCAAAAUAUCUCGUCGAUACUAUUUGUUUUUUUUUUUUGUUUAUUUUCCCCCCUUUUUCUGCUAUUCUUCGUUAGUGUUGUUAAACAACUACAACAACAGCAAUAAAUACAUGAAUUUUCUUUUUUAUUUUGAAUGUCACUGAGUGAGUGAGUGCGUGUAAAAGACAUAAAAUAACGUGCGUUUAUUAUUGUAACAUUAUUUUGUAAUCGUGUUCAGUCAUGUUCUGUUAUGUUUAGUUAUGCUUUGUUUUGUUCUGUUUCGUUUGAGUGUUUUAUGACAAUUUAAAAAGGGGCGUUAUUUACAGUGUGUGUCUUUGUUAUUACUGUAUGUGUGUGUGUGUGUUUACAUAUUCACCAUCAACUAUAGCCAUCACUAUCACAAAGUCUUUCUCUCCAACUGCGGUUCCUGUUACUGCUGCUCCUGUUUUGUGUUUUUCUUGCUCGAGUGUUUGCAGUGGUGCCAAUUUUGCCUGUGGACUCGUUUUGUCAUUACUUGACAAGUGACACCUGAGUUUGGAAUUAAACACUGUGAUAUUAUGGCAUUUAAUAAAUAAAAAAAAAAAGUUCAACUUUUAAAUCCAAACCAAUACUGGCGAUUGAACAACAAUUAAAAACACAACAGCAACUACAACUACAGCAAAAGCGAGAAAAAAAACAAAAGUUAAUUAUCAUUAGCAUAUUUCAUUACAACAAUAACAAAGUAGACAAGAGAGAAACGAAAGAGCAACUCAACCAAGCCACUGUAUUCGAAUAAUUCAAAACACUAACUGUGGCAUCAACCCAAUCAACAGCAUCUUAAAAAGCCACACAACGGUUACAAAGUGAACAGUUGCAUGACGAUAAAACGUACUAAAAAGAACAGGUGUUUAACGGAAAGUUUUGUUAAGAAUAUAAAUCAACAACCGCAACGGCACCAAAUUGUGCAGAACCAGACAAUAAAAGCAAUAAAUUCGUAUCUUUAUGUACGACGGUGUGUAUGACCAGACCCUCAUAUUCCUGAUUAACAAACAACACACAUUUACGCAGCAACGGCAAAUUAAAAGGCAGAAAAUAGCAACAUGUCAUUGUUAAAUAAAUUAAGUAAGAAAUUACGUUGGCUACGGUGGUCUACCGUGUUUGCCAUUGUGUUUUAUAUGUUUUUCAUUGGUCUGAUACUUCACUCGACCACAUAUAAAUUGCAACAUUCACUUAAAAAUCCCCCAAAUACACAACAGCAUCAGCCGCAGCAGCAGAAUUUCAUGCAACAUUAUUCCCUAGAAUGGAGUGAAAAAUGGCGAGCUCAGCAUGCAACAGGAAAUAAGGUUGUGCCAGCAUCAGAUAUAGACACUAAAAAGGCUUUGUCGUCAUCCUCUUCCUCCUCAUCUUCCACCUCUCACUCGGCAUCAUCGUUGUCAGCAUCAUUAUCAUUAACAGCAGCAGCUGCUGGUGCUGGUGCUUUGGCAGCACCAUCAAAAUCACUAAAGGUUGAUGGUGGUGGCAAUGUUGGCAAGCAAAAAAAGAAAAACUCUGUAUCAUCACCGGAAACUGUUAUUUUGGUUGCAAGUUCCGCCAGUGAGAAACAAAUUUUGGAAAAAGCUUUUAAACGAGCCGAUCGCAAUCAUGACAACUACUUGACCAUUAAAGAACUGGGACAAUAUAUAAAUAAAAACAUAGUGGACCAUAUAGAUGAAGCUAUACAACUUAAUCCCCGGGAAUUUCGUAGAGUCGAUAUAGCACCGGCCGAUGGCCUUAUAACCUGGGAAGAAUAUCAUCGUUUCUUUUUAAAAGAACACGGUAUGACUGAAGCCGAUAUUGAUGAACAUAAUGAAAUCAAACAUACCGCCCUAAAUCGUAAGGCCCGCGAGGAUAUGAUGCGUGACAAGGCCAGAUGGUCGGAGGCGGCUAGAACUGAUCUUUUUACUUUAACUAUAGAUGAGUAUCUAUCAUUUCGUCACCCCGAAUCGAGUAUUUCAAAUCUUUUGGAAUUGGUAGAUGAUUUACUAAGACAAUUCGAUCAGGAUGGUGAUGAUCAAUUAAGCAUAGAGGAAUUUUCGGAGGUAAAUGUGGCCGAUGAUGAUGAUUUGAUCAGAAAAUCUUUAAUCUCCAAAACGGUGGUAGAACGACGAGAGGAGUUCAAAAGAAUCAUUGAUAAGAAUCAAGAUGGCAAGGCCGAUAGAGGUGAACUAUUGAAUUAUGUUAAUCCCAAGACCCCCCGAUAUGCUUUGCAAGAGGCUGCCACUUUAUUUAGUUUAUGCGAUGAUAAUCGUGAUGGUAAAUUAACUUUAAAAGAGUUAAUUUCAAAUGCUGAAAUAUUUUUAACCUCUAAAAUGAUCGAUACUGCCCAAAGUUUUCAUACGGAAUUUUAAAUUCUCCUCUCUGCCUGUGAAUGGAUCCUCUUUUAGAAUAAAUAUUUUGUAAUACUCACACAUACUCAUACAUAUCUUUAAACUAACAAUUUCAAAGUAAUUUAAGUCAAUUUUUAUUAAAAUACUUAACUUAACAACUUAACUAAAUAAAAUUUCUCAACAUAAAAAUUUUUAUAAAAUUAUUUUGUAAAUUAAAAAUAUAAUUAAAUUAUCUUCUACAAUAAUUAAAUGUUUGUUUGUUUUUAUAAACAUUUUUGGUUAUCCAUGUCCUAGUUAUUCGUUAUUUGGCCAACAUAACCCCAACUCCUUCCACAAAGUUAACAAAUAUUUUUUUAUAUUAAAUUCUUUGCAAAUAUUCUAGUUGAGUAAUACAAUUUUUUCGGCUAUAAUGUAAAUAAUUUGUUAAAUUUUUUUUGUUAACCAUACUUUGGAAUUAAAAUAAUUGGUUUUUUAACAAAAGCCAGGACUUUUCUUAGCAAUAUCUCUAAAAGCAAAUAUAAAAUAAAUUGAAAAUAAAAAUAAUAAUAAAAGCGUAAAGGAAAUGUGAAAUUAUAUAGUGAUAUUAUAUUUAAGUUCUGAAAACCAUUUACACAUACAAAUACUCAACAAUAAACACACACACUCAUACAUAUAUACAUACACCAAUAAAAGCACCCAUUUUUUUAAUAGAAGAAAAAUUAUUAUUAAAUAAAUGUAUUAAAAAUUGUAUUUGUAUAAAAUGAUAAAUAAAAAUUAUAAAAUAUUUC